This is a messenger RNA of Syngnathus acus (greater pipefish), 3210 nucleotides long. RefSeq names its product hyperpolarization activated cyclic nucleotide-gated potassium channel 5 (gene hcn5). Gene Ontology annotation, molecular function: monoatomic ion channel activity. The coding region runs from base 847 to 2448 and encodes 533 amino acids. Gene Ontology annotation, cellular component: membrane. The transcript has 10 exons. Gene Ontology annotation, biological process: monoatomic ion transport; transmembrane transport. Lineage: Eukaryota; Metazoa; Chordata; Actinopteri; Syngnathiformes; Syngnathidae. The record is from RefSeq and is a predicted model, not a curated record.
CAAAAUACAGACUUGUACAAACAAAAACUGAGACAUUUCAAUACAAUAUGGCUUGUAGUCGCACAAACAUAGAAAAUUGAGAACACACGCAUACAGCCCAUCCAUCCAUCCAUCCAUCCAUCCAUCCAUCCAUCCAUCCAUCCAUCCAUCCAUCCAUCCAUCCAUCCAUCCAUCCAUCCAUCCAUCCAUCACAUGCACACCGGACGCUCGAGGAUGAGUGACAACUGGACUUUAGCCUCUUGGCAUGAUUCAUAGAGGACGAAAGUCACAUCUUGAAUAGUUGAUGAGUGCAGAGAGAAAGGGAAGAAGGGUCGGAGGGGAGGAGCAGAAAUAUAUAGAGAGAGAGAGAGAGAUGAGGAAGAGGGAUGGAUGAGAGAGGCCGAGAGGGAGGGAUGAGGGUGGGUAUCAUCCUGCCUCCACGCCGCUUCAUUAAGGUUGAGCUCUUCAUUGGAAAAGUAGCAGGCAGGGAAAAAGAAGAACGGGAAGAAUACAAUGAAGAUGAGGGGCAUAUUUUAAAAAACACUUUUUAAAACAUAGACAUUGCCUCGAAAGAACUGGAAUACAAAUACAAUACAAAGAACGAGAACAAGAAAGGGAAUAAGAAUAUAAAGUAGAGGAAUAAGAACAAGAGGAACAUAAAGAACUGGAAGAAGAGAAUACCGACAAGAAGCCAAAGAAGACAAAUAAAUAGAAGAAAAGAACUGGAAGAAAAAGAACGACGACGAGACAAACUUCAAGAGGAGGAAGACAAGAACUUGAAGAACAACAAGAAGCAGAAGAAUAAAAUCAACUCAAACAAGAAGUACAAGUCUGGAAGAAUAGCUGGAGUCGAGUCGGGAUGGUCCGAUGAGGCGAGCGUUUUGUGCCACGGCGGCCAUGCAGAGACUGAGGGCUCGGGGAACGGCGGCGGCGGCGGCGGCGGCGGGAUGCGAGAGGGCGCCCUGCGGGUGGCGGGCGCUGCUCUUGCCUCAGCAGAACCGCCAAUCUCUCUACAUGUACGGAAGCGAGGUGGCCGUGGAGAAGGAGUGCAUCCGCCAGCUGCAGAGCGGCGUCUUCGUCAUACAUCCCUUCAGCCUCAUGAGGAGCUACUACAUCAUGGGCAUGAUGGCCAUCACCUUCCUCAACUUGAUCGGCAUCCCCAUGGAGAUCGCCUUCCUGGACGGCACCAGCGGGCUAGCCUGGGAAGGCUUUAACGUCUUCUCAGACACGCUCUUCCUCAUCGACGUGGCGCUCAACUUCCGCAUGGGCAUCAUCAGCGAGAACGGAGAGGAAGCCAUCCUAGACAUCAAGCGGAUCCGAGUGUGCUACCUGAGGACGUGGUUCAUCCCCGACGUCAUCGCCGCCUUUCCCAUCGGCUACAUCCUCCUCUUUGCGGAUUUACAUUACCACAGUGAUGACAACCCCUCCAAGACCACCAGGAUGAUGAGGAUCCUCAUGUUUGUACGUAUCCUCAGCCUCAUACGACUGGCACGGGUGUCCAGGCUGGUGCGCUUCUUCAACGAGGUGGAGAAAGUUUCCAACGCAAACUUAGAGGUGGUGCGCCUGUUCUUCCGCAUCCUCUCCCUGUUCAUGAUGAUCUUCUUGCUGUGCCACUGGAACGGUUGCAUCCAGUACUUUGUGCCCAUGCUGGAGGAGUUCCCCACCGACUGCUGGGUCCGUAAGGAGAACCUGAUGAAUGCCACAGUCAUCGUGAAGUACUCUUGGGGGGUCUUCCGAGCUCUCUCGCAGAUGAUCGCGCUGUCUUAUGGAUCCAUGGAUGCUCCCACCAAUUACGUGGAGAUGUGGAUCGUGAUGGUGAGCAUGGUGUCCGGGUGCCUGAUGUACACGGUGCUGGUGGCCAACGCCACCGCCAUGAUCGCCAGCAUCGACCCCGCCGCCAAGGAGUACAAGAGCAAGAUGAGCCGCUUGGAGCACUACAUGACCUUCAUGAAACUCCCGCCAGAGCUGCAAUUGCGCAUCACCAACUACUACCAGGCACGCUACGGAGGGAAAUGGUUUGACGAGAAGGAGGUCAUGCACACCGUGUCGUCUGCCUUGAGGGAGCAAAUCCUGACAGUGAUGUGCAGCCGCCUGCUCAGGAACAUGCCGUUGUUCCGGAACAAAGACGAGAAUGUGCUCAUUAGCAUGGUGCACAGGCUGGACUACGAGGUGUUCCAGGAGGGCGACGUUAUCAUCCGGGAGAACGCGCCGGGAGACCGCAUGUUUUUCAUAGACCACGGUCAGGUGCUGGAGGAGAAAGACGACUUUCACAGGGAGCUCUGCGACGGAGAUUUCUUUGGAGAGGCUUGCGUGCUGACCAGAGGCAAACAUCUGGCCACGGUGAAGGCGCUGACCGACUGCCAGUGUUUCAGUCUGUCCUGGGACGACUUUCAGGAGGUGCUGCAGGCCUACCCGGACCUGCGCAAGGAUUUGGACAAGCUGGUGGAGCUGGAUGCGGGAUUUGCAUGAGGAAAUAGACAUUUCAGACUUGGGGUGGGCAAACCUUUGUGCUCAAGGGCUGCAUUUUUUUUAUUUGAUUUUUUUUAAACCAGCAGAUGGGACAGCUCAUUCAUAGAUGAAUCUUGAAUUCUAUAAAUAUUUAUAUAUUUUAUCAUUCUCAUGCUAUACAGAAUUUGCACAUCAUUUAUUGAUGCAAAAGUAAAAGUGUGUAUUUAGACAAUAAAAGUUAGAAUGUAAAAUAGAUUGGUACAUUGAUUUACAAACGUCCGCAUUUUUUUGAGUUGUCAUAUUAAAGAAGACAGCGGGCCGGCCGGAUUUUGCUCACCCCUGUUUUGGAGGCAUCCCUCCUUUUAAUCAUCACAGCAAUAAUAAUCAAUAAAGAGCAUCAAAUGAUCUCUGUUGUUCCUACGUGAAUAUUGCUGUCUGUGAAAUCUGCACAGAUGGCACAAGCUAUUUUUGGUGAAAGUAAUUAAAUAAAUAAAAGUAAGUACAAAAACAGUCUGGACACUGUCCGCAUUUCAAGGUGCUGUAGUGUAGUUAUCCAAUGAAUUGCUUAAUAACACGUGGCAUGGACUCUUAAGAAAUGUAGAGUAAUGUGGGUUGUAUUAAUAUUAUUGUCAAUGUCCACACGUCAUUUUGAUUGAAUAAAAUUUAUACUUAUUAAUUAUUCAGGGCACUAAGGCAACCCUCAAGAAAUCAAUACCUACAUUUGGUGAUAAUUUCUACACAUUUGUCUUUUUACCUUUGUAAUAAAUCUUUUAAAUUGGAAAA